This is a messenger RNA of Emiliania huxleyi CCMP1516, 1764 nucleotides long. RefSeq lists its product as hypothetical. The transcript is spliced from 2 exons. The record is from RefSeq and is a predicted model, not a curated record. Lineage: Eukaryota; Haptophyta; Isochrysidales; Noelaerhabdaceae. Bases 1 to 1764 code for a protein of 587 amino acids.
AUGCCACACGCGAAAUCCCUCUUCAGCGUCGCGCCUGCCUCUUCCGCGGCCGGGCGAGCGCUGCGACCUAGCGUGACGUGCAACCUCGAGCGAUUGGUGUGCCGAUUACAUCGGUGUGCGGUUGAGAAGGCUCAAGCGGCACGCGACGCCGCUUCGGCUCAGCUCAAGCUGCUGCUCGAGCAAAAGCCGUUGCUCAUUCGGCGCGCCGAGGCAGAUCAGCUUGUAGAGGACGGCCGGUCUGCCGGCGUCGCAGAGCAGCUUCUAGGCAAGGCAUCAAAGUGCAUCAAGACGGCCGGAGCUGCGCAGCAGUCGACCCUUGCAGAGCUGGCGACACUGGCCUCCACGCCACUCCUCGACGUCGAGCCGGCCCGGGCGAAACGAUGCCUCGAGGCGGCGAGGACCGUGCCCGAUGUCGAUGUGACGCUUCUCGAGUCAGCAUCAAAAACACUCAAUUCGGCCGAGGAGGCGAUUCGUGCGCGAGACAAGGCCACCGCCGCGCUGAGAGCAGCACUCGAGUCGGAGCAGCUCAGCGCAGAUCUCAACACUCUGCGCGCAUCACGAGACGCCGCGGCCGCUGCGUCUGUUGCCAAGAGCUUGCUCAACGACGCAGACAAAUUCAUCCAGCAGGCUGCUGCGCGUCAGGCGGCGAAGGCUCGCGCAGAUGCUGCCAAGGCGGCCGUCGACGCGUUUUCCGAGGUGCCUCCCCUUACGUUGAGGCUCGAGGACGCACAGGCAGCCAUUCGCGAGGGCAGAGCAGCGGGUCUGGAUGCGGCGGCAAUCGCCCCGCUCGAGGCCAAGGUAAAGGCUGCUGAGAAGGCAAUGCGGGAGCGCGAGAGGUUGACGGAGGAGCUCAAGACCCUCAACGAGCAGGACGCUGUUGCCGUCAAUGUCGCGGCGCUAAAGGAGGCGAUCGCCGCCGGCCAAGCGGCCGGGGUGUCGGAUGAGGUGAUGCAAGUGUCAGUGGGGCGCGUGUCCCUCGCCGAGGCUGUGCAGGCCGCCGCCGCGGUGGCCGACCAGGCACUCGAGCGACUGCUAGAGACUCCAAAGGAGUACGUCGACGUCGAGGAGGCAAAGGAAGAGAUUGCGGAGAUGCGGAGCAAAGGGGCGAGCGCGGCCAUGGUCAAUAAGGCAGAGAUGCAUGUGGAGGAGGCAGCAAAGGCGCAGCGCAGGCUUGACGAGGCCAGGCAGGCCUUGCAAGACGUGAGCACCUCCGAGCCUCUCUCGCUCGACGUGGCAGACGGCCGAAAGCGGCUCUCAGAGGCCCGAGCCGCAGGCGUCGAGGAGUCGCUGAUUGGCAGCGCUAGCCGGCAUGUCGAGACCGCUGUGGAGGCACAAGCCAAGCGCGAUGCGGCGUGGGAGCAGCUGGUGGCCCUUGCUGAGUGCCCCCCUGGCGAGAUGGACGUUGUGCAGGCUCAGGAUGUGUUUCGUCAGGCAUGGCAGGCAGGCGUGGAUGAGGAUAAGCUGGAGGCGGUAGUGGCGCUGGUCGAGAAGGAGGCGGAGUUGCAGCAGAAGAGAGAGGACGCCCUCGUCGCACUCGAGGAGGUCCUGGACGCUGCCCCGCUGGAGAUUGAUCUUCCCUCAGCCCGCUUCAUGCUUGCUGAUGCCGAGGCGAACGGAGUCACCGCGACCAACCUUGCGGCGGCCCGGGCGACGAUCGAAUUCGCGGAGAAGGCGCAGUCGCAGGAGCGAGAAGCGCCGAGGGGAGAUGAGUUCCAGAUGGCGGAGGACAUGGAGUUCAUCAGGGAGGAUAUCUCGGUCGGCUGA